Messenger RNA from Oncorhynchus masou masou (cherry salmon), 7561 nucleotides. Its product is annotated as mitogen-activated protein kinase kinase kinase kinase 4-like. The transcript is spliced from 32 exons. Gene Ontology annotation, molecular function: protein kinase activity; ATP binding. Lineage: Eukaryota; Metazoa; Chordata; Actinopteri; Salmoniformes; Salmonidae. The coding region runs from base 259 to 4488 and encodes 1409 amino acids. The record is from RefSeq and is a predicted model, not a curated record. Gene Ontology annotation, biological process: protein phosphorylation.
GAGAGAGCGACAACAAGAGAGGGAGGCAGGGGGAGAAUAGAGAAAGCAAGCAGCACUCUGCACUGCCAGCCGCGGUAGCUCAAUAUGGAGUAACCCGGUAGGCUCGACAACGACGGGAGUACAAAGAACAACCGGCUUUGGAUCGAAAUUACAUUCACAAGGAAUAAGGGAUCACUUCCAAUAAUGAGAUACGACAUUGCAUACACACAAUCAACUUUAAGGGAAUAAAAUAGUUUCAGCAAUUUCUAUUAUUGAAAAAUGGCGAACGAGUCUCCAGCUAAAAGUCUAGUUGACAUAGACCUUGCCUCUUUGCGGGACCCAGCUGGUAUUUUCGAACUGGUGGAAGUGGUCGGCAAUGGCACGUAUGGACAAGUAUACAAGGGCCGACAUGUCAAGACAGGACAACUGGCGGCCAUCAAGGUCAUGGAUGUCACAGAGGAUGAAGAAGAGGAGAUUAAACUGGAGAUUAAUAUGCUGAAGAAGUACUCCCACCACAGAAACAUAGCCACCUAUUACGGAGCCUUCAUCAAGAAGAGCCCACCAGGACAUGACGACCAGCUAUGGCUGGUGAUGGAGUUCUGUGGUGCAGGCUCUAUCACAGACCUGGUGAAGAACACCAAGGGCAACACACUGAAGGAGGACUGGAUCGCCUACAUCUCCCGUGAGAUCCUCAGGGGGUUGGCUCACCUGCACGCCCACCAUGUGAUCCACCGUGACAUCAAGGGCCAGAACGUGCUGCUGACUGAGAACGCUGAGGUCAAACUGGUGGACUUUGGUGUGAGCGCCCAGCUGGACCGGACAGUGGGCCGGAGGAACACCUUCAUCGGGACACCCUAUUGGAUGGCGCCGGAGGUCAUUGCCUGCGACGAGAAUCCAGACGCCACCUACGACUACAGAAGUGACUUGUGGUCCACUGGAAUCACAGCUAUAGAGAUGGCUGAGGGAGCUCCUCCACUGUGCGAUAUGCAUCCAAUGAGAGCGCUCUUCCUCAUCCCCAGAAACCCUCCUCCUCGACUCAAGUCAAAGAAAUGGUCUAAGAAGUUUUGCAGCUUCAUUGAAGGCUCCCUGGUGAAGAACUAUACACAGCGCCCCCCCACCGACCAGCUGCUGAAACACCCCUUCAUCAGGGACCAGCCCAACGAGAGGCAGGUCCGCAUCCAGCUCAAAGACCACAUCGACCGCACCAAGAAGAAGAGAGGGGAGAAGGAUGAUACAGAGUAUGAGUACAGUGGGAGUGAAGAAGAAGAGGAGGAAGCUCAGGAGCAGGAGGGGGAGCCCAGCUCGAUAGUGAACCAGCCAGGGGAAUCAACCCUGCGUAGGGACUUCAUCCGUCUGCAGCAGGAGAACAAGGAGCGCUCGGAGGCCCUGCGCAGACAGCAGCUCUUGCAGGAGCAGCAGCUCCGGGAGCAGGAGGAGUAUAAGCGCCAACUACUGGCAGAGAGGCAGAAACGCAUCGAGCAGCAGAAAGAGCAAAGGAGAAGGCUGGAGGAGCAACAGCGUCGCGAGCGGGAGAUGAGGAGGCAGCAGGAGCGUGAGCAGCGGCGCCGCGAGCAGGAUGACAAGAGGCGUAUGGAGGAGGUUGAACGCCGGCGUAAAGAGGAGGAGGAGCGCAGGAGGGCAGAGGAGGAGAAGAGGAGGGCUGACCGCGAGCAGGAGUACAUCCGUCGCCAGCUGGAGGAGGAGCAGAGGCACCUGGAGAUCCUGCAGCAGCAGCUGCUCCACGAACAGGCCAUGCUGCUGGAGCACAAGUGGAAGGAGCUGGAGGAGCAGCGUAUGGCCCAGAAGCUCCAACAGCAGGAUCAGUCCUACCUACUGCUUCUCCAACAGCAGUCCAAACCCCUGCCACCAGCCACCAACAGGCCUCUGUCCCCACAGCAACUGUUGAUUCAAGAGAAGACCAAGUCCCCACAGCAACUGACUUCUGACCUCAAAGGCCCCGCCACAAUCGGAGAGGCCGAUGAGAGGUACCGUAAGAACAUCCAAGGAUCUCCUCAGGCUGCCCAGGUUAAGGUCCAGCCCCCAGUUCCUCCCCGCGCCGCAGAGACCGUCGCUAAUGGAAACGCCCCCGUGGCCGCCCCGCCCGCCAUGCACAGACCGAUGGAAGCCCAGGUGCAAUGGUCCCACCUGGCCGCUCUAAAGAGCAGCAUCGCCACUCCCCCUGUUGUCUCACGCUCUCAUUCCUUCAGUGAGCCCAUCGUCCCUGGUUUUGCACACCUCAACCUACGCUCUCAGGAGCAGCACCAUCAACCUGCACCACCAUCAUCAUCAUCAUCACCCGCACACACUGACCUGCAGCCCCACCCGCUGCCUAGGGCCACUCCCCUCGAGAAGGCCUCCACAGACGACUCCCCUCCCAGGGUUCCUUUGAGGACAACGUCCAGGUCUCCAGUACUGUCAUGCAGGGACUCCCCUUUCCAUGGCAAUGCCACACCUAGCAACCCGGUGAGCCAGAGGAAAGCCAGCAGUGCUGCAGCGGAGCCGCGUCUGCUGUGGGAGCGGGUGGAGAAGCUGGUCCCCAGGCCAGGCAGUGGUAGUAGUGGUAGUACUGGCAGUUCCUCUGGCUCCAGUAACUCCAGCUCUCACAGCGGCUCAGGGGAGAGAUUCAGAGCCCGCUCGUCAUCAAAGUCUGAGGGUUCUCCCCUUCAGCGCCCAGAGCAUGCUGGGAAAACCCCAGAGGAGAGGAAGGAAUUGGUCAGACCUAACCAACCGGUGGACCUGACGGCACUGGCCAAAGAGCUGCGUGCAGUGGAGGAUGUUCCACGCCCCCACAAGGUGACGGACUACUCCUCAUCCAGUGAAGAGUCGGGCACCACAGAUGAGGAUGAUGAUGAAGAGGUGGACCAGGAGGGGGGGGAGGAGUCUACCUCAGGACCAGAGGACUCUCGGGCUGUCUCUUCGAGGCUGAGCAACGGGGAGACUAUGAUCGUUCACGAGGAGGGCGAGAGUGACGCUAAAACCACACCCUGUAAAGAUGGCACUCUGAUCGUCAGACCGAGUGCAGGUGACAGCAAAAAGCGACCUGUCCCCAGCCCUGGUCAAGGCCCUGUCCUUGGCUUUGUCCCCAGCCCCGGGCUAAUUCACCCUGCCCUCCAGGGCCACCCCGUUCUCCAAGGCCACCAGGAGAGAAAUGGCUUUGCAGGCCGCAUUCACCUCCUGCCUGACCUGAUCCAGCAGAGCCACCACUCCCCCUCCUCCUCUGCCUCCUCCUCCCCCUCCUCCUCCAGCCUGACCAGCCCCACCAUGUCAAUGUCCCCCCAGAGCCCCCUGGACAAGCUCAGCAUGCUACUGGAGAGCCAUACUUCCAGCAACAGCAUGCAGAAGCACAAGUCCUCCUCCUCCUUCACUCCCUUUAUUGAUCCACGCCUCCUCCAGGUCUCUCCAUCCGGCGCCGCUCUCAAUAACCUGGCUUUUGGGAACGACGCCAGGCUGGCGGAGGCACUGCGGGCGGACCCGUCACGUAAAGGCUCCGUGGUCAAUGUGAACCCCGUCAACACACGACCACAAAGCGACACCCCAGAGAUCCGCAAGUAUAAGAAGAGGUUUAACUCUGAGAUCCUGUGUGCAGCACUCUGGGGAGUGAACCUCCUGGUGGGCACAGAGAGUGGUCUGAUGCUGCUGGACCGUAGCGGUCAGGGGAAGGUCUACCCCCUCAUCAGCCGACGCCGCUUCCAACAGAUGGACGUACUAGAGGGACUCAACGUCCUGGUCACUAUAUCAGGCAAGAAGAACAAGCUGCGUGUUUACUAUCUGUCCUGGCUGAGGAACAAGAUCCUGCACAACGACCCUGAGGUGGAGAAGAAACAGGGCUGGGUCACUGUGGGAGACCUGGAGGGCGCUGUGCACUACAAAGUUGUGAAAUACGAGAGGAUCAAGUUUUUGGUUCUGGCCCUGAAGAACUCGGUGGAGGUCUAUGCAUGGGCACCGAAGCCCUACCACAAGUUCAUGGCUUUCAAGUCGUUUGGUGACCUGGUGCACAAGCCCCUGCUGGUUGACCUGACGGUGGAGGAAGGUCAGAGAUUAAAGGUCAUCUAUGGCUCCAGUAACGGAUUUCAUGCCGUUGACGUGGACUCGGGGGCAGUCUACGACAUCUACCUGCCCACCCAUAUCCAGACCAGUAUCCAGUCCCAUGCCAUCAUCAUCCUGCCCAACACAGAUGGCAUUGAGCUGCUAGUGUGUUACGAGGACGAGGGUGUCUAUGUCAACACCUAUGGACGCAUCACCAAGGACGUGGUGCUGCAGUGGGGCGAGAUGCCCACUUCUGUGGCCUACAUACGUUCUAACCAGAUUAUGGGCUGGGGGGAGAAGGCCAUAGAGAUCAGGUCUGUGGAGACCGGACACCUGGACGGGGUCUUCAUGCACAAGAGAGCCCAGAGACUCAAGUUCCUGUGUGAGAGGAAUGACAAGGUGUUCUUUGCCUCGGUGCGGUCCGGAGGAGCCAGCCAGGUGUACUUUAUGACCCUGGGGCGUACCUCUCUGCUCAGCUGGUAAGAAAGACCAUGCCCCCUCUACACUGGAAACCAACCAACCGCGUUUUACCCAACGUUCAGUGAUGCCAAUGGACAAAAGAAAACCAUCUCCGUCUUAGCUACGACCUUCGACCCGGAGCAUCAUGUUUUACUGAGGAUACAUACAACAUCCAGAUGCCGUCUCCCCAGCCGUGAAUACCAGAUAUGAGAAUUGUUCAAAAUUAAGUUAAUUGAUUAUAAAACAACAAAAAUAAAGGGGGGGGGAACGGUUUGCCCCGCUGUGGUGCUUAACUGAUUGUGGACACGUCUGUGCGGCGUCGUUGCCCUGAACACCUGUGACCUCUGUGUGUGUCGUUCCUAGUUACUGACUGUGCUGUGGGCUUGAAGUUUACUAACUACUCUCUGCAUCUUCUGCUCGUAUUUCAGGAACCCCCUUCCACCCCACCCUUUUCAUUAGCGAGGGAGGAGCAGGGGUGGAGCAUACAGUGUUAAUGCUACAGUAGUGUAUGUAAAUGUAUUUCUGUUUGGUACAAUGAUUGCUGACUGCAAGGGGGCGGAGGGGGUUGAAGCUGUCAGUCAUGGAGGAGGCGGGAGUAGAGAAGCCGAGCAAGGGAGCCAAUUUGUUCUAUGCCAUGAUGACAGAAGGUGGAAGGGGCCAAGGCGGUUUAUCGUAAAUCUGGUAGUAUCUGAGAGGACUCAGCUGGACUGUGUGUUGAUAGAGUUAAGACAGCUACAGUAUUUUAAUGGUCGCGGUCAAAGAAAAUGUUUUUAUCCGGAUGGACUUCAGACUAGUAUUUUUUAUUAUAAAUUCCCUAAAAAAAGUGAAACUAUGUGGAGUUAAUAUUUCUUUUACCUUAUUUUCUAAAAUCACAUUUGCACAGUCUCCAGUUUGCUUGAUUUUAUUCCAACCCACAACACAUUGAAGUGUUUUAGGAGAGAGAGAGUGGGUGGGUUAGAAAAGGAAACCAUGUAUAUGUAUAAUAAAAUGUCAUUUAAUCUCAUCCAUAGUUUCAGUGGUCAUGGUAGUGGAUCCCUCGGUGAUCCGGCUUGGACCAUCAGAGGGUCCAGGAUGGAGGACAUGGUCCGGAUGUGAAUAGACAGAUAUAAUAAAAGAGAGUGGUGGAGAAGGGUAAGGUGAUAGUAUUUUGUGUGUUUGUGUGUGUGUGUGUGUGUGGUUGGUUGGUUGGUUGUAAAGGGGCCAAUAGAUGAGAGAGGAAGGGUGUUGAUGUACGUUUUUGUAGCAGAAAGGUUACACAUGGUCAGCACAACUCAAUGGACUCCUAGUCAGUGGAUAGAACAAAAGUGUUUUAUUGUUCUUUUGAUAUUUCAGCUUUUUGUUUUUCAUUUGUAUCUUUUCAUGAAUGCAGUGCACUAAGUGUCAAGAAUGUAGAAAGACGUAUACUGUGUGGUGGUCAGAGGCAUGAGACUUUUAUUUGUGUUCCUUGUCACAAGUGAUUGAUUUCGAUGUUCAAUUUUAAAGUAACACAAGUGAAUACUAAAUGAAGGCUCCGCUAUUAAAGAUGUUGAUUUUCCUUUCACAAACUCAAUGUUUUAAAGUGCAUCAGAGCUGGAGAGGGAGCAGCUCUGAGUUGAGACGAUGCUAGGCUAUAGUAGUUUUCUGUGGAGCCAGUAUGCUCACAGUAGCCUAAUCAACCUUAUUCACCAACAGGGCUUAGUCCUUAGUGUAACUGUAAACAACAUGACCAAGUCGUCUUGAGCAUGGUACAUUUGUCCAUCUUGUGCAAUGUCAGCUUAUCAAUCAAUGGAAGGCAAUAAAAUACAAAACAACUUGUUUCAAAUCAGAGGAGAGCAGUCUGGUCACCAGGAGCCAGAACACAGGUAACCUGACCAUUGUGAUUCUACAGCUCUCGUCUGGCGGUUCAUGACGGAAACCCCCUUUGGGCAGAAUCCUCUUUUUCACUGUUAAAGGCUUUAGUCUGUACAGAUAUAUAAAGAAGACUAUUCAAUGAACUGCAAUAUCCCCUGCUACGGCUCUCCCACAACAGUGGUGUAUCUAACCUUCGUUGACCAUGGUGACAAACAAGAACAACAUCAACAACAGGCUAUUAUCUUAUUUUCCCACAGAACACAACUGUGUUUUAAUGGUGGUGAUGGAUCAAAGCUAUUUCACCCAAGUGGACAGACUCUGUACACUGACUAUGUGUCCGACAGUGGGUCAAUGAUCUCUGAGUUGGGUCUUUCUCGUACUAACAGUCAUGUCAUUAUGUGUGUAGAGCUGUGGGAAAGGCAUUGCAAAUUACAUGUCACAGAAUUGUUUCACGAGCCAACUUCUUGUAUAUGGAAAAAGAAACCCGUUUGAAGAGCGAACCCCAAUGCUGUAUGUGUGUGUUUAAUAGCCUCCCAAUGCUGACCCACUAUGUCUUUCUGGUUGCAUCAAGGCCUUCAUGAGGCAUAAGUUACUUUAUUAAGAUUAUGGUUAUUGAUAUUCUUAUUAAUGGAAAAAGAUUUAACAUUUUUGCAAUCUGAAAAGCAGUCGCUUGCUGAUUUAACGUUUUAAAAAAAGUGCUAAGAUGGCAACAUUAAAUGUUUUUCUUUAAAUUACAAAACCACUUUGUUGAUCUCACUUGAAGCAUUUUGUAUUAAGUUUUAACAUGGUUAAGAAGCUUAAUAAUGGUUUCUGUAAGUUUAUGUACUCUGCAGUGGUUGAAUAUUAUAAUGCUCACGUUAGGUCGAGAAAAUUGAAAUGUUUACAGAGGCAAUGUUUUGUUACACUAAUGUGCAUCAUAUUUAUGUUUUUUUGUUGCUUGUUUUGUAUUGAACGUUAUUUUAGUCAAUAAUCCUAAAUGAUGCCAUUGUUUUUCUCGCUCAAAUAACCAACUCACAACACAAUAAAGAAUACACAUGCAAUAUUUAAUUUUCCAGAUGUUCCCAUAACAUUAAUCCAGCGUUGUGGGGACAUUGUUGUGAUGUACAGUCCGUUUCCUGCAGGCUUGGAUGUCAGUCAGGCUUGGGUGUUUUUCUCCAGUGUUUCUGCCAUGCUACUCUAAUUUAUGUCCUCUCUAUGUAUGACAGGAAGUCCUGUAUUUUCCUGAAGGUUUUUUUUCUUUGAAUAAACUAAAGUAAUUUAAAGACUU